ACAAGAGCCAAGCAAAUUAAAAUCCAGCAUUUGGAAUUGAAACUUGAACCGCAACUCUUCCAUUGGCACAUUCACCACACAACACAACCAUGAAUAUGAUUCCUCUACUCUCCGUCACACACCCUUACUUACUACUCCCACCUCCCCCCCUUCACCGCUAUUCACACCACCGCUAUUCACACCACCGCAACCACAUCAAACCUCUUUUCUCCAAACCCCCCUUCCAUUUCUCCAUAAAUCCAAUCCCAUUCUCUUCUUCCAAACGCAUUCUCUUAUCCCCUCCAACAAAUUCCUCCUCCAUCCACAACAAUCCACAUGCUUCCAAUCAAAUUCUCCACACAAUACGAAAAUUUAUUCAAUUUCUUCCUUCGAUUUUCCCCGGUGGAACCUGGUGGAACUUCUCAAAUGACGUUGACGUUCACUUACUUGGUCAACCGGUUACCGUUUGGAAUGCUUUGGCUAAAAUGUGGGAACUUGUUGCUCGUGAUAGAUGGGUUAUUUUCGCUGCUUUCUCUGCUCUUAUUAUUGCAGCUGUUUCGGAGAUUUCGAUACCGCAUUUUUUGACGGCGUCUAUAUUCUCGGCACAGGGUGGGGAUAUUGCAGUUUUUCAUCGGAAUGUUCGUUUGUUGAUUCUCUUGUGUGUUACUUCUGGAAUUUGCAGUGGGAUACGAGGUUGCUGUUUUGGCAUUGCAAACAUGAUUCUGGUUAAGCGAAUGAGAGAAACAUUAUACUCUUCCCUUCUCCUUCAGGAUAUAUCGUUUUUUGACAAUGAAACAGUAGGUGAUUUGACGAGUAGACUUGGGGCAGAUUGUCAGCAAGUUUCAAGGGUUAUUGGAAAUGAUCUUAACUUGAUAUUGCGCAAUGUCCUUCAGGGGGGAGGUUCAUUGAUCUACUUGUUGAUUUUGUCUUGGCCACUUGGUUUAUGUACAUUGGUGAUAUGCUCCAUAUUAGCAGCGGUUAUGUUACGUUAUGGAUGGUACCAGAAGAAGGCAGCACGGCUGAUCCAAGAAGUCACUGCUUCUGCUAAUGAUGUAGCUCAAGAGACAUUCUCUCUUAUUAGAACUGUUCGAGUUUACGGAACAGAAGAACAAGAACAUGGAAGGUACAAAUGGUGGCUGGGAAAAUUAGCUGACAUAAGCUUGCGACAAAGCGCUGCAUAUGGAUUUUGGAAUUUUAGCUUCAACUCUCUUUAUCAUUCAACUCAGGUUAUUGCUGUGCUAUUUGGAGGAAUGUCAAUUCUUGCGGGUCAUAUUACAGCAGAGAAACUUACUAAGUUUAUACUAUACAGUGAAUGGUUAAUUUAUUCAACCUGGUGGGUGGGAGACAAUGUAUCCAAUUUGAUGCAAUCAGUUGGAGCUAGCGAAAAAGUGUUCAACUUAAUGGAUCUCUCACCUAGCACCCAAUUCAUAGCAAAAGGAGUAAAGUUGCAGAGUAUAACGGGGCAUAUUGAGUUUGUAAAUGUAUCUUUUCACUAUCCGUCAAGGUCAACGGUAUCUGUAGUGCAACAUGUAAACUUUGUUGUUCAUCCUAGUGAGGUGGUUGCCAUUGUUGGUCUUAGUGGUAGCGGGAAAAGCACAUUGGUGAAUCUUUUGCUCCGACUCUAUGAGCCUACAAGUGGUCAGAUUUUGAUAGACGGUGUCCCUCUUAAAGACUUGGAUGUCAAGUGGUGGAGAGAGAGAGUCGGAUUUGUGGGACAGGAACCCAAGCUAUUCCGGAUGGAUAUUAGCUCAAACAUCAGAUAUGGAUGUACCCGAGACGUAACGCAGGAGGAUAUUGAGUGGGCUGCGAAGCAAGCCUAUGCUCAUGACUUUAUCUCAGCACUUCCUAAUGGCUAUGAAACACUUGUGGAUGAUGAUCUUUUAAGUGGGGGACAAAAGCAACGAAUUGCUAUUGCUAGGGCCAUUCUUAGGGACCCGAAAAUAUUGAUCCUUGAUGAAGCCACUAGUGCACUGGAUGCUGAAAGUGAACACAAUGUGAAGGGUGUUCUCCGAUCGGUUAGAAGUGAUUCUGCAUCAAGGAGAAGUGUCAUAGUCAUUGCACACAGGCUUUCUACCAUACAAGCUGCUGACAGGAUUGUGGUGAUGGAUAGGGGUCAAAUUGUUGAGAAUGGAAGUCACAGGGAACUGCUCUUGAAAGAUGGUUUGUACGCUCGGUUGACUAGAAAACAGGCUGAUGCCAUGGCAUGAUCUAUGUUUCCAAAGAAGAUAUUCUAUUUUUCUCCUGGCAUCUUUUCUUUUAAACGCAGUAUAGCGGGGCACGCAACAUUUUUUUAUUGCUGACCCACAUAUUCAUAGAAUUUUAUACAAAAAAGUUUCGUGAAAGUUCAGCAAAGAAGGAAGCUGCAUUAGUUUUGAAUCAAAGUGCACAUGGAAGAUUUCAGACCACCACACAGAUGCAUAAGCAUUAAAGUUGUGGGUAUGUUUGUUUUAUUGGAAAGAUACAGUUUGACAAGAAGGGGAAUGUUUAUUGGAACUCACAUUUUUUGUGCUUGUGGCAACUUUCACAUGUAAGAAAAAACAUAUGUAUGGUCAAUUGGGAGGGUAUUCAUUGUCAAAAUGCUGUUACUUUGUCAUCCUGGUAAUGACCAUGACCAUAUAGACUGUUUAUUUUAUAGCUGUAAAUGUAAUGUUUUUCACUUCAAAUAUACUUGAUUGAAAGAAAUACUACUUGCCCGUGAUUGAUGGCUCUUCAUUCUCAAGCUGAAGUAUA
This is a messenger RNA of Cicer arietinum (chickpea), 2709 nucleotides long. RefSeq names its product ABC transporter B family member 26, chloroplastic. The record is from RefSeq and is a predicted model, not a curated record. Gene Ontology annotation, biological process: transmembrane transport. Lineage: Eukaryota; Viridiplantae; Streptophyta; Magnoliopsida; Fabales; Fabaceae. Gene Ontology annotation, cellular component: chloroplast envelope; membrane. Gene Ontology annotation, molecular function: ATP binding; ABC-type oligopeptide transporter activity; ATP hydrolysis activity.